UCAGUCCUUGAACAAGCAGCUGUGAUAGUCGAAAACAUUUCUAACUGUUGAUGUAACAACGGGGCCAGAAUUAUUGAGAUCAACGACAUAAGAGACAUCACGCGAUCGAUGAUCAUAAAACCCCAGAGCUUUAUGUAAACUGUCUACAAAUCAAAUUGAAACAGCGAUUUGAAAAAAGUGAAGACACGUACACUACCAAGAUGCCUUCAAACGAAAAUGCCAGCGCUCGUAUGAAGACAUACAAGAACAAAGGCAGAGAUGUUGAUGAAAUGAGGAGGAGGAGAAAUGAAGUAUCGGUCGAGUUGAGAAAAGCAAAGAAAGAUGACCAGUUACUGAAGAGAAGAAAUGUUGCUGUUGAUGAUGAACCAACAAGUCCCCUUCAGGAUGCAAGUAACAAGACUAAUGCAGUUAGCUUGACCUUGGUUGAAAUUGUCAAUGGUAUAAAUGGAAAUGAACCACAACAGCAGAUGCAAUGUACACAGGCUGCUCGCAAACUUCUUUCGAAAGAGAGAAACCCACCUAUUGAUGACAUCAUCAGAACUGGGGUGAUACCCAGGAUGGUUGAAUACCUUUCCCAUAGUGAUAGGCCUGAUUUGCAAUUUGAGGCUGCAUGGGCGCUAACAAACAUCGCAUCAGGUACAAGUGAUCAGACCAAGGCUGUUGUGAAGGCAGGGGCUGUGCCGCCAUUUGUCAAACUGCUGUCCUCUCCACACCACAAUGUAUGUGAGCAAGCUGUCUGGGCCCUUGGCAACAUUGCAGGCGAUGGACCUGACCUGAGAGACUAUGUGACCGAAUCUGGGAUCAUUGAACCUUUACUACGACUGAUCAAACCGGAGACUCCUGCGGGUUUCUUGAGGAAUGUAACGUGGACAUUGUCCAACCUCUGCAGGAAUAAGAACCCUCCACCAAAGUUCAAGGUUGUGCGACAGUUCCUCCCCACUCUGGCCAGACUUUUACAACACAGUGACCGUGAGGUUCUGACAGACACGUGCUGGGCACUUUCCUAUCUCACAGAUGGCACUAACGAUAAAAUCCAGGAAGUUGUAGACAGUGGUGUAGUACCUAGACUUGUACAGUUGUUGGGAAGCCCAGAAGUAUCGGUGAUAACACCGGCCCUCCGAGCCGUAGGUAACAUUGUGACUGGCGAUGAUAGUCAGACACAAAAUGUGAUAGACCAGGGGGCACUAAAGGCAUUCAAGAAUCUCCUCACUCAUAAUAAGGUCAACAUCCAGAAAGAAGCAGCAUGGACGAUAUCCAACAUCACAGCUGGUAACACACAACAGAUCCAGUGUGUUAUUGAUGAAGAACUCCUUCCUUACACGCUCGAAAUACUGAUCAAAGGUGACUACAAGAGCCAGAAAGAGGCAGUGUGGGCUAUCACAAACCUGACAUCAGGAGGCACAGUGGAACAAAUAGCAUACUUGGUCCAACUUGGGGCCAUUAAGCCUCUUUGUGAUCUCCUUACAGUAAAGGAAGCAAAAGUCAUACUUGUCAUCCUUGAUGCUAUUGGUAACAUUCUAAUGGCUGCAGAGAAGAUCGGCCAACAAGAAGUGGUAUGUGUAAUGAUUGAGGAGUCCAGUGGUCUGGACAAGAUAGAGAACCUUCAGAACCAUGAAAACGAGCAGGUGUACAAGGCAGCAUUAGAACUUAUAGAGAAAUACUUUGCUGACGAGGGAGAAGACCAGAGCCUUGCCCCAGCAAGCACAGACGGCAAUGCCUACCAGUUCAAUGCUGCCACAACCAUACCCCAGCAGGGCUUCUCUUUCUGACUUUUGUCUCUGGAAGGUACGCCCACUUUGGAACAGCAGUACUGGGGACUGGAAGACAUCUUCAUUCCAGGACAGGGCACAGCAACCAUGUCUCCCUCUUGGGGUGGACAGAAAACGGCAAUCAUGUGAUAAUUUAUAUGGACUAACUUUCUUUCCACACAUUUAGCCUGUUUGUUAAUGGGCAUACUGUGAGAAAGAUUGCAACCAUGUCCCUCUGUGAUGUGCUAAAUCAGAGUUUCGAUGUGUAUAGAAUUUUUACCUCAUGCUCUACGUCGGCAUCCUUACACAGUGCUAUCAACUUUUUUGAUGUGUAACAACAAUUUUGAUAUAUCUAGUUAUCGGAUAUGGUUUAAAUUUCAGGAACUAGUGUAACCUCUAAAAGUUAUUGGUAUAUAUGAAUAGUACUAUAAACUGUUAAAAUUGAAAUAUGUUUUAAAACAAAUUUCCAUGAAAGUGCUGGUGUAGGACAUUUGUGUAUUGGCAAUAUUUGAGAAAAUUCUAGAUUUGUUAACAUUUUUCAUAUUUAUAUCAUACUUUUGUAAUGUGCAAUUUGAUUAUUGUACAUAAAAUUUCCAAGUGCUUCUUUACUUGUAUUUACAAGAUGCAUAAUAAUGUUUCUUAAUUACAUGCAUUUAAGACCAUAUAUAGAAAUUAGUAUCAAUUUCAUUUUUACACAAGGUA
Molecule: messenger RNA, 2450 nt
Organism: Ylistrum balloti
Lineage: Eukaryota; Metazoa; Mollusca; Bivalvia; Pectinida; Pectinidae
Product: importin subunit alpha-1-like
Exons: 11
Coding region: 201-1769 (522 amino acids)
Biological process (GO): NLS-bearing protein import into nucleus
Cellular component (GO): cytoplasm; nucleus
Molecular function (GO): nuclear import signal receptor activity; protein binding
Source: RefSeq, a predicted model, not a curated record